Messenger RNA from Peromyscus leucopus (white-footed mouse), 2079 nucleotides. RefSeq names its product zinc finger protein 60-like. NCBI's taxonomy places the organism in Eukaryota, Metazoa, Chordata, Mammalia, Rodentia, Cricetidae. Bases 121 to 1992 code for a protein of 623 amino acids. Gene Ontology annotation, molecular function: DNA-binding transcription repressor activity, RNA polymerase II-specific. The transcript has 5 exons. The record is from RefSeq and is a predicted model, not a curated record. Gene Ontology annotation, biological process: negative regulation of transcription by RNA polymerase II.
UGGACGCCGGAACUACAUUUCCCAUGAGGCACCGCGCUGGACAAAAGCCUCACCUUCCGGUGUCCUGACUGAGGUAUCGCGGAUGGUCAGUGCUUUCUGGUGGGAGGAUCCUGAAGAAGAAUGGCCAGCUCUAGUUCUCAAGACAUGGUCUGUGGAUCAGUGACAUUCAGAGAUGUGGCUGUUGUCUUCUCUCGGAGGGAGUGGGCCUACCUGGAUGCUUCUCAGAGGGUCUUAUACAGGGACAUAAUGUUGGAGACCUACAGCAACCUCGUCACAGUGGUGGGAAGUUCCAUUUCCAAACCCGAUCUGAUCGCCUUAUUAGAGCAGAAGAGAGAGCCCUGGAUGGUUGUGAAGAAACAGACAGACAGGCCCAGCCCAGAUUUGGAGUCAGAUUAUAAAGUUCAAAAAACAUCUGCAGACAAUCAUAUUUCUAAUAAAAAUUUACCCAAAGAGAGUGGAAAGCAUAUAAGUAAAACUUUUGACCUCCAGGGCUCCAGUUUUAGUAAUGGCCCCAACUGUAUUACAUCCAAGGCACUACAAAAUUAUCAAGAAGGAGAUGCUAAUCAAAAGAUUACAAACAAGGAAAAACUACCUACUGACACCUGCCAGACUCCUACUCAUAAUACAAAAAAAACAUAUGAAUGUACUGAGUGUGGGAAACACUUUGGUUGUAGUUCAGAUCUUACUCAGCAUCAGAGUGUUCAUACUGGAGAGAAACCCCAUGAAUGUAAGGAAUGUGGGAAAGCCUUCAGAUUCCAGCAACAGCUUAGAAGACAUCAGAAGUAUCAUAGUACUGAGAGACCUUUUGAAUGUGAUGAAUGUGGAAAGGCUUUUCAACUUCCCAGCAUGCUUAAGUACCACAAAACCAUUCAUACAAGUAUAAAACCAUUUGAAUGUGAAGAAUGUGGGAAGUCCUUCAAGCUAGUCUCCCACCUUGUUGAACAUAGGAGUGUUCAUGCUGGUGUGAAACCCUAUGAAUGUAAGGAAUGUGGGAAAGCCUUUAGACUCCGGCAACAGCUUAGAAGACAUCAGAAGUCUCACAGUGCUGAGAGACCUUUUGAAUGUGAUGAAUGUGGAAAGGCUUUUCAUCUUCCCAGCCUGCUUAAGUACCACAAAACCAUGCAUACAAAUAUAAAACCAUUUGAAUGUGAGGAAUGUGGGAAGUCAUUCAAGCUAGUCUCCCGCCUUGUUGAACAUAGGAGUGUUCAUGCUGGUGUGAAACCCUGUGAAUGUAAGGAAUGUGGGAAAGCCUUUAGACUCCAGCAACAGCUUAGAAGACAUCAGAAGUCUCACAGUGGGGAGAAACCUUUUGAAUGUGAGAAAUGUGGGAAAGCCUUCAGACUUCCCCACCAACUAAAAGGACAUCAGAAAUCUCAUAGUGGUGAGAGACCUUUUGAAUGUGAGAAAUGUGGGAAGUCCUUUAAGCGAGUCUCCCAUCUUGUUGAACAUAGGAUUAUUCAUGCUGGUGUGAAACCAUAUGAAUGUAAUGAAUGUGGAAAAGCCUUUAAACGUCGCUCAAACUUCUUGCAACAUCAGAAAAUUCAUACUGCUGAGAGACCCUUUCAGUGUAAGGAGUGUGGAAAAGCCUUCACUGUUCUUGAAGAACUCACUAAGCACCAGGACAUUCAUACUGGAGAGAAAUCAUUUGAAUGUCAGCAGUGUGGGAAGAUAUUCAGUUGUAGUUCAUUGCUUUUGCAGCACCAGAAUAUUCAUACUGGUGAGAAACCCCUUGAAUGUAAUGUAUGUGGGAAGACUUUUAGGCUUCAGGCAUACCUUUCUGAGCAUCAGAAAAUUCACACUGAUGAGAAACCUUUCAAGUGCAAGCUGUGUGGAUCAGCCUUCAGACAAAAGUCCCAACUUAGUGAGCAUCAGAGAAUCCAUACUGAUGAGAAACCAUAUCAAUGCAAGGAAUGUGGGAAAUACUUUAGUCGACGUUCAAAUUUAACUGGGCAUCAGAGUAUUCACACUGGAAAAAAAACCCUUUAUUUGUAAAGAAUGUGGGAAAGUCUUUAGGCUUAAUAUACAUCUCAUUCGCCAUCAGAGAUUUCAUGAUGGUGAAGGACCCUUUGAAUGUAAAGA